CUGUUGCCUGGCCCUUGUCUUCUUUUGUUACAUUUGGUGUCGCUGCCUACCGACAAAUGAAAAGCCUAUACCCUGCAGUUUUUGAUGGAGACAUAUGGAUCUUCGGGCAGGACUUCAAGGCUUCUGCGCAGUUGAGUGGCGUUCAAGAUCUGUCAGCGGUGGAGCUGCUACUUGAGACGCUGCUGGGAGGUCGGGCGAAAGCAGCAUAUGAAGGUGUGGGCCGAAGUAUGGACGAAUGUUCGACAGGGUCAGGCAAACAGUUUCCAAAGUGGGAAGGACCAUAUAUGGUCACUUCGAGAUGGGGUUACGCAGACACAGUCGCAAUGGCGAACAAUGAGAGGCGCGUGAACGUCAGCAAGCUCCAGAAAUGGAUACAGCGAGACAAGCCAACGAUGACGCCUGCACCAAGUAGAUCAAGCCGACUUCAGUCGCACGUAUUUGACGGGGGGACGAGUGUGGUGAGAGCAGGCUGCUAGCCGAUUGGUUGGCACUAAUCUACGUUAAGGUCUAGGUCACUAAUAUGGGCCGUGAGAAGAUAUGAACAAGGUUGAGUCAACAACAAAUCAGAAGCCUGCGUUUGUCUACCUAACUUCUGAUUAACAACCAAUCAGAUGACUGCGCUUGUCUAUAAUAAUGUUGUCUGAAAUAUGUAUAAAUACGUGUUGAUUUUCAU
Molecule: messenger RNA, 673 nt
Organism: Trichobilharzia regenti
Lineage: Eukaryota; Metazoa; Platyhelminthes; Trematoda; Strigeidida; Schistosomatidae
Source: the annotation of a GenBank genome assembly